Messenger RNA from Caenorhabditis angaria, 1195 nucleotides. The record is from the annotation of a GenBank genome assembly. NCBI's taxonomy places the organism in Eukaryota, Metazoa, Nematoda, Chromadorea, Rhabditida, Rhabditidae.
AUGCACGAGAAACAUCUGUUGAGUAUCACUUUACUCGGUGUUUUGACCGGUAUUUUGUUGGGUGUAUUUUUGAGAAACUUUAAUCUGAGCGAUGAUUUCAAAUUGGCUGUUGGAUUUCCUGGCGAAAUUUUUAUGCAGAUUUUGAAGCUGAUGAUUUUGCCACUCAUUUUUUCAUCGCUGAUUUCAUGUGAGUUGAGGAUUUUUUUUUGAAAAAGGAAAAUGUUGAAAUAUUUUUGAAGCUCUUGGGCAAAUGAAUGCGAAGGGUUCUGGUAAAAUGGGAUUUUUGGCAGUUUUAUAUUAUAUGACAACUAUGAUUAUUGCGAGUACUGUAAGUAAUUUUGAUCAGAAAAGUUACAAUUACAAGUUCGCUCUAUCGAACAAUCAACAUUUUCUCGAUUUCAGAUCGCUGUUAUGUUUGUCUUUCUGAUUCAUCCUGGAGAUCCGAAGGUCAAAAAUCGAUUGAUUCCAAACACCAAAGAUAAUUCUGACUUGACAGCUUUCGAUGCUCUUUUGGAUCUUCUCAGGUUCACAUCCACCCUACAAACCUCUCUCUCUAUAACAAAAACUUUUUUUCAGAAAUAUGUUUCCCCAAAAUAUCGUUGAAGCAACAAUAAAACGAUCACAAACAACGAUAAAAUUCUCGAAAAAACAUGUGGAGAAAAGCGAGGGGACGAAUAUUUUGGGAAUCAUUGUGUUUUGCACGAUUUUCGGAAUGAUUAUCUCAAAACUCGGGCAAAAAGCGCGAAUAAUUGUCGACUUUUUCAUAAUUCUUGAUAAAGUUGUCAUGAGAUUUGUAUCAUUUUUGAUGUGGUUUUCACCGUUUGGAAUUAUUAGCUUGAUCAGUUCUAGUAUUUUGGAUAUUGAUGACUUGGCAAAAAUGUUGAGCACCAUGGCUUUGUAAGUUUUUUUCUAACAAGGGAACAUUGUGUUAUUUACUACCUCAAACUAGUAGACCUCAAACUUUUCAAAAAAAUUUCUGGUAGAUCAAAAAUAUUUUUCUCUAAAUCUCUCAGUUUUGUGUUGAAUUUCGAAGAUCUUUUUCAGAUAUGUCACAACAAUAAUGAUCUGUCUAUUCGUCCAUUGUGUCCUGGCAAUUCCAACAUUAUAUUUUCUGCUAACUCGAAAAAAUCCUUGGAAUAUUGCCAAAUCAAUGGUUCAACCGUUUGUUACAGCUCUCGGGACGGCGUCAAGGUAA